UUCUGCCCUCCUUCAUCCAGAUAGCAGAUCACAUCCUAGAUCCUUAGAAAAAAGUGCCUGGAGGGCAUUCAAGGAAUCCCAGUGUCAUCACAUGCUCAAACAUCUCCACAAUGGUGCGAGGAUCACUGUGCAGAUGCCACCAGCGAUUGAGGGCCACUGGGUGUCCACCGGCUGUGAAGUGAGGUCAGGCCCAGAGUUCAUCACAAGGUCCUAUAGAUUCUACCACAAUAACACUUUCAAGGCCUACCAGUUCUAUUAUGCUGGCAACCGCUGCACAAGCCCCACCUACACCCUCAUCAUCCGGGGCAAGAUCCGCCUGCGCCAGGCCUCCUGGAUCAUCCGUGGGGGCACAGAAGCCGACUACCAGCUGCACAAUGUCCAGGUCAUCUGCCACACAGAGGUUGUUGCCGAGAGGCUCAGCCAGCUGGUGAACCGCACGUGCCCUGGCUUUGUACCCCCCGGGGGCACCUGGUUACAAGACAUGCCCUACGAUCUGUGGCGGGAAGAGGAUGGCUGUGAGUGCACCAGGGCCGUGAACUUUGCCAUGCAUGAGCUGCAGCUCCUCCGAGUGGAGAAGCAGUACCUGCAGCACCACCUGGACCGCCUGGUGGAGGAGCUCUUCCUCGGCGACAUCCACACCGAUGCCUCCCAGAGGACGUUCUACCGUCCGUCCAGUUACCAGCCUCCCCUGCAGAAUGCCAAGAACCAUGACCAUGCCUGCAUAGCCUGUCGCAUCAUCCACCGGUCAGAUGAGCACCGCCCGCCCCUCCUGCCCCCCAAGGCUGACCUGACCGUCGGCCUACAUGGCGAGUGGGUGAGCCAGCGCUGCGAGGUUCGGCCCGAAGUCCUCUUUCUCACGCGCCACUUCAUCUUCCACGACAACAAUAACACCUGGGAAGGGCAUUACUACCACUACUCAGACCCCGUCUGCAAGCACCCCACCUUCACCAUCUACGCCAAGGGCCGCUAUAGCCGGGGCGUGCACUCCUCUAGGGUCCUGGGAGGGACGGAGUUUGUGUUCAAAGUGAAUCACAUGAAGGUCACCCCCAUGGAUGCGGCCACAGCCUCGCUCCUCAACGUCUUCAAUGGGAAUGAGUGUGGCGCCGAGGGCUCCUGGCAGGUGGGCGUCCAGCAGGAUGUGACCCACACCAAUGGCUGCGUGGCACUGGGAAUCAAACUACCUCACACAGAGUAUGAGAUCUUCAAAAUGGAACAGGAUGCUCGUGGCCGCUAUCUACUAUUCAACGGCCAGAGGCCCAGUGAUGGGUCCAGUCCAGACAGGCCCGAGAAGAGAGCCACAUCCUAUCAGAUGCCCUUAGUCCAGUGCGCUUCCUCUGUGCCCAAAGCCGAGGACUUCUCUGAGGACCACAGGGCUCACCAGUAUGGGAGCCAGGCACCUGGGAGGAGCCCUCGUCCCCGGUUCCUUGCUGUGCUCAUCUGCCUUUUGACUCUGCUGCACUGGAAUGUCCUCAGAUAG
Molecule: messenger RNA, 1477 nt
Organism: Pteropus alecto (black flying fox)
Lineage: Eukaryota; Metazoa; Chordata; Mammalia; Chiroptera; Pteropodidae
Gene: APCDD1
Product: APC down-regulated 1
Exons: 4
Coding region: 92-1477 (461 amino acids)
Biological process (GO): negative regulation of Wnt signaling pathway
Cellular component (GO): plasma membrane
Molecular function (GO): Wnt-protein binding
Source: RefSeq, a predicted model, not a curated record